Messenger RNA from Cephus cinctus (wheat stem sawfly), 1029 nucleotides. RefSeq names its product gametocyte-specific factor 1 homolog. The transcript has 4 exons. Lineage: Eukaryota; Metazoa; Arthropoda; Insecta; Hymenoptera; Cephidae. Bases 140 to 766 code for a protein of 208 amino acids. The record is from RefSeq and is a predicted model, not a curated record.
UAAGUAUUUUCAUAUGCCGUUUUUCGGCCAGAAUUGACUUCAAUAGAAAAAGAAACGGUCAGUUUGGAAUCGCAUUGUCCAGCAUUGUCCUUUCCUUUCUUUAAUGGCGAUAAGAUUGACUUCAUUAGACUGAGAAACAAUGGAUUCUACGGAUUCGGUUGUGACUUGUCCUUACGAUAAAAAUCACCGUAUUGCAAGGAGUCGCAUUCAGAAACACAUUGUCAAGUGUCAACAGAAUUAUCCUGAAGGUUAUUUGGAAAUUUGUCCUUAUAAUGCAACCCAUCGAUUCUUUCGACAUGAGAUGCCAGACCAUAUGAAGAAGUGUCCAAUGCGAUGUUUCCUGCAUCUUGAAUUGCAUCAACGCACUCGCUCUCAUGGAUAUGUCAAGCGUACUCCUGUAGUACAACCAGAGUUACAAGUUGAAUGUGAUGAAAGUUGGGAUGGAGAUGAUGAUGUUGGAGAUUGGCAGAGUGAAACUUAUCAUAGUGUUCACUCAGAACGAUACAAGUAUAAUCAACAACCUGUCAAUACUCCUUUGGAAAAUGCUUAUGGAUCAAAACAUCUGAAAAAUGAUCCAACAAAGCUGACCAUACGAGAACCUCGUGGUUUGGCUGAAGCUGAAAUGAUCGACAUGGACUCCACUGUGGAAGAUGUAGAAUCAGUCAUAAGUGUAAUGGCAAUUGGUCGUGGUUCUGCAUCUCGUAGAGCACGCGAGUCGCUAAGUAAGAAACCUGGUUUAGGUAGAGGAAGUUCUUUCGACAAUUGAGAAGUUACUUUCACAUACCGUUACACCAUUAAUAUAUCUAAUGUAAUCUUAAAGUAUCCUACAUGAAACCAAAGUGAAAUUUACUUUUAUAUAUUUUUGACAAUAAGGAAACACUUGUAAUUGACAAUAGUCCUUAUGAAGUUCGAUUAUUAUAUAUAUAGUUAAUGUUUCAUGUCUAUUGAAUAGAUACACGGUCCUUUGAGUGUUUUUAUUUCUCAAAAUGAAAAUGACAUCGUAAUAAUAAUUAAUUACUUUAACUACAA